Messenger RNA from Haliotis rubra (blacklip abalone), 2381 nucleotides. RefSeq lists its product as uncharacterized. Lineage: Eukaryota; Metazoa; Mollusca; Gastropoda; Lepetellida; Haliotidae. The record is from RefSeq and is a predicted model, not a curated record. The coding region runs from base 726 to 1961 and encodes 411 amino acids. The transcript is spliced from 3 exons.
GUCUGGCACCGGCAAGAUAAGGAAGCUUCCACCAAAUAGCCAAGUCGGACUCAAUACUCAGCGAGGCCUUCCAAGAUAUCAGGCAAUAUUGCCUACCCUCAAAUGUGUGUUCUGUACAUCCAGCUGACUGAGACAAUUAAAUACACAUCAUCCUACUGGCUGACCCAUAAUCAUGAUGAAGGUAAUAUGUUCUUACAAGACAUUGACAGUUUAAGAAAGACUGAUGCUUGUUCCAGUACCCUGAGGCACCUCCAAGAUGAGAUGACGUGUGCAUGGGAGGUGCCAAUCACAGGCUACUCAUUACAGCAUACAUCACCGCCAUGCGUGUCAGUGGCCAGAAACACCACACGAUAAACUGCAUUGUCACAGAUGUCAAUAAGCGUUUGACUCAGCAGGUGAGGACGAUGGUGAUUUCCACAUUGUCUUGAAGUUGUAUCGCUAAUGAUCUCGUUGGUGCACCGACAGUGACAGAUUUAUGCAUCGAAGUGUACGAGCUGGCUUAACGACUUACAGUUCAUAAAGGGUUGCUGUCUGGAUCAACAACCAUUGGUAUCUUGUGCACUGGUGGAGAGACUACUGUUUUGUGUGGUUGGUUUGGACACUAGUCACAGAACAUUCUCCUCAUACAUAACAAAGGUUAUAGAAAUAGAGGAACAGAUUCUGUACGUUUAUUCCAAUAAUAAGGACCAACCUGUUGGAUGUACUAAAGCAGAUUGUGAACCACUAUGAAUCGACACCUGGUGUUAAGCAUGUUUCAUGUGUGUGUGACAGUGUGCCUGGUAUUCCUGGUUCCAUGUCAUUCAGCAGCUACAGGUGGUGUCAAUAUAGGAAUGACUUCAAGGAUGACCAAAGAUUCAAAGGAUAACCCUGAACAAUUGGUCAUUGUACCCAGCAUGUCAGGUGUUCCAGCAACUUCUGCAUCAGGAACAAGGAAAACAUCACAAGGCGGAGAUGUCCCAUCCCACAAUGCCCUUCUACAGGGAGGAGAUGUUACAAGGAAACACAACCCCAGGAUUAUGUCCAACAUGAGACGGGAGGAGCAGAAGAAGACAAAUGGCCAUCCACGUCCUGUCCGCUCACCUCAACAGGGAACAGACCCACUGCCCUUACUUCCUGAAGCAAAAAUGCAGAACGGACCAGUGGACCAACAGUUGGGGUACUACGGUGAAAUCAUCCCAUCACUGACAAUAGACCAACGAGGCACUGAGUACGAAAGUCCAGCCGAACAGCGAGAUGAUGAGUUAGAGGAAAAACUAGAUAUGCUCCGUCUACGCUAUGGUUACAUGAACUCAGUGUUGCCUGAAAACAUGUCCAUGUACCCCGACAUCAUGAACUACACCGAGCCUGCCGAGGAGGCAGAGGAGGCUGAGGAGGCUGGAGAACAAGAGGAACAGGAAGAGUAUGAAGCUGACGAACAUCUGAUGUCAGCAUCGACCAACAUCAGUAUGUAUGGUAGAGAAGGUGCCGAGUAUGAGGCUGACGAGGGACUACAGCCAAGUGGAUCAGAACUCCGCCCUUACAAAGUGCACAACAUGUCCAGUAUGGCCUCUGAUGUGUAUGACCCCUAUUAUAACUAUGGCUAUCAAUACAGACCUAAGAAAGACAACCCAGCUCAGGAGAUUGAGCCCACCCCUGCCAUGAAUGGUGCUAGCAAGUUCAAGGAUGCUAAGAUUACAGGAUUAGCUUCAGCUGGUGCCAAUGGGACAAUGGGAACAAAUGCUAAGAUAACUGAUGUCAAAACAAUCACACAGAAAAAGAACUUAGCAGAUUUUGGAGGAAUGUCAGCUAGUGCCACAUUUGGAAUAGUGGUUGGAACAAUGGUCGGGUUCUGGUUGGUCAUGGGUCCUUUAAUCUGUCUUCUGAUGAAGGUGCGUGAUCACCACAAGGAGAAGCAGAAGCGGUUCAUGUUGGCACCCGACAUGGCAAGGACAAGUCAGACAAUGGCAUCAUGGAGGCGAUGAUCAUGACUGAGUUGGGCAAGUUGUCUUUACAAUCCAAGAAAAAGUACACCGCAGUGCGGAACCCAGCCAAAACAUCAGACCGACAAUCCCUCACCGAUGACAAAGACCUUGACACAUUUCAUGAUGCAUUCGAUACACCAACUUUGUUACCAUAGACACUGCAAGAACAAUGUUGUUACAGAAACAUUCAAAGACUUCUGAAACUAUCAGCUUUGUGGCAGCCAUGAAUAAUCCCCAAGUUCAGAGGCCAUUAUGUUCAUCUGGAGAAUUGAUGAAAUUUUGCAUAGUGCUUAAACCAUGCUGUCACCUCUUCGUUAUCAUUGUCAAGUGAAACCGUCAUAGAUUCUUCGCCUAUCAUUCUGUAUUCUAAUACAAAGUCAAACUGUAUUGAUUCUUUCAUAAUAUGAAAUAAAUUAUUUA